GCAGUACUAGGAACUAUGACUUCGACGCAACACCUAGCAGAUCCAGAUCCUACCUCCGUCUAACUCUUUCUCGGAAAGAACGAACGACAUCGCGUGACACCAUUUCUUAAUUCUCGACGCAAGAGAACACAACGAGGACAGCGCUAUGAACAAAAUGCGUCUGUUGUACGCCCUUGCUUUUCUACCCCAGGCUCAUGUGGCAACGGGGUACCGUCUGCUUGCAAGUAGUCCGACGUCGAAGUCGAACGCAGCCAAAAGGCCAGGACCCUUACUCGCGGGCGGGUCUGGCGAUGUCGUCGCAGUAACAUGUUCUUCCUCCCCACCAGAAGAGCAACAAUUUAUGCGAGAGUGAACGUGAAUGCGAAACUAAUCGAAAGUCACGAAGAAACUAGAAAAAGCCUGAGCAUCUUCGUUACCAGCUACGUAUCUCAAUGUCGAUAUGAAAUAAGUUUGACAGUGGUUAAUACAACCUUGUUCUCAACAUUGAAAAAGAGAAAUCAGCAUAGUGGUCACUCUCACUCGCAUUUCAGAUAUUAUCUACUUCCCUGUCUAGUGGCUCCCUCCCUUCCUCUAAGCACUCCUUGGUUGACCAAAGCUAUCGUUCUGCGUUCUGUGUUGCGUCUAUGCAGCAACCUUAUGCGGACAUGAAACAAAUCCCUGCGCAGUCGCUUACUCAUUGCCGCGCUGACGCACAUUUAGUCUCCACAGCCUUGAAGAAUAAACGUUUCCAGACGUGGAAAACUCUUGUCGGCUACUCGCAGACCCGAAAUAUGAAGGGCAAGGUCGUAUCCCGCCCUCCACUGCUCAAGAAGCAGCUUCUUGCGGAAUUUGAGGAGUUUAAGAGGAAGGAACUGUAAAAAGAGUAUCCUUUUAUUUUCAGGAGUAGUAGUUGUAAGUUGGUUCUCAUUCUGCGCCGAAUUCAUUUCUAGAUUCUACUGGUAUUUCUUCAGGCACCACCCAUCUUAUAUACUUCAUGUUCUGGACAAGAUUUCCAUCCCCUUUCAUUCCCUGGCUCGCUGCUGGUGUCGAUCAGAAGCGCGCAGUCUUUGUCUUCUUCGCCAGCUGUCACGGCUAUUGUGCCCACAACGAAGCCAACGACCGCAAGGGUGCUCUCAUAGUAAACAGUGCUCGCAACCCUCUCCUCUCUGAAACAGUGUGUUUUUUCGAACUAACGCGACUCUGGAAAAAACAUUUGGACCAGGUUGGAGAGAAGUUUGCUGCAGAGGAAGGAGAAGCAGUAGUGGAAGUGGAUGGUGAAGGAGAAGAAGAAGAUGGAAAGGAGUGCGAAGAAGUCGUAGCGGAAGUGGAUGCUGAGGACGAAGAGGACAAAAAAGUAGAAGCAGAAAAUGUAAUGAAUCUGGAAGAUGCAGAAGAUGCGCCGGAUAUGGCCGUUAACGAAGUAGUAGAGGAUAUUGCGGCUGCGGGUGCUGAAUCUGAUGAACAAAGACGGAGACAGGGAAAGGAAGAUGAUGAGUGCAGCAGAAACUCUGUCCCUGACGACGCGCUGGAGGACGACGAGGGAGAAGAAGAAGAGGAAAACAAUGACGAUGACGAAGUAGAAAACCCGAAGCCAUUCGACCACCGCUUAGUCCUGGUUCUUGAUAGUUGCUACAGCGGAAAAAUUGUGAAGCAUUUGAAAGACCUAGUGUCCACUGUUAGGCGGGAAUCACGUGCAGGGCGAUGGGAGGCCAUUGGAGUUGAGGACCUGAACAUUGCUGUCCAAUCUGCUGGCGAUGCGAGACAGGCAGUAUACGAAACCGAAUCGAACCAUGGUGGUCACAAAUACAGUGUUAAGGUCUCAAGUACAGUGUUAAGGUCACAAGUAAUUACAGUCUUAAGGUCACAAGUACAAGUACAUUAUUAAGUUUAAGGGCACAGGGUGAAAAGUUCAAGUGUAUCAUCUUUCUAACACUUAAUCUCUUCUUCUAACUUUAGCGGUGCGUUAG
This is a messenger RNA of Amoebophrya sp. A25, 1946 nucleotides long. The record is from the annotation of a GenBank genome assembly. Lineage: Eukaryota; Dinophyceae; Syndiniales; Amoebophryaceae.